Mus caroli (Ryukyu mouse) is the source of this 2224-nucleotide messenger RNA. RefSeq names its product neurogenin 2 (gene Neurog2). The record is from RefSeq and is a predicted model, not a curated record. Gene Ontology annotation, biological process: forebrain development; axon development; positive regulation of transcription by RNA polymerase II. Lineage: Eukaryota; Metazoa; Chordata; Mammalia; Rodentia; Muridae. Gene Ontology annotation, molecular function: E-box binding; DNA-binding transcription factor activity, RNA polymerase II-specific; protein dimerization activity. Gene Ontology annotation, cellular component: nucleus.
GCCAGACACGCAGCCACUGAACCACAAGCAGCUCGGCUUUAACUGGAGUGCCUGGGAGUCGCGUGCCAGCAGCCACACGGCCAGGGACUGACUGACAGACAGCCACGCACGAGAACGACAACACACGAGACCCGGGCGAGCUGCCGCGGUCGUCGGGGCUCUUGGCAAAGUCGCCCAGCCGAGAGGCCCCCCCCCGCGGAGGUGCGCCUAGGAAGCGCCAAGCCCGCGGUGCGGAGGACACCGUGCUCUGUUCCGGGCUGCGGGGACAUUCCCAGACACACACCGGAGCAGCAGCUGCGCCGCGACACAUCUGGAGCCGCGUAGGAUGUUCGUCAAAUCUGAGACUCUGGAGUUGAAGGAGGAAGAGGAGGUACUGAUGCUGCUGGGCUCGGCUUCCCCGGCCUCGGCGACCCUGACCCCGAUGUCCUCCAGCGCGGACGAGGAGGAGGACGAGGAGCUGCGCCGGCCAGGCUCCGCGCGUGGGCAGCGUGGAGCGGAAGCGGGGCAGGGGGUGCAGGGCAGUCCGGCGUCGGGUGCCGGGGGUUGCCGGCCAGGGCGGCUGCUGGGCCUGAUGCACGAGUGCAAGCGUCGCCCGUCGCGCUCACGGGCCGUCUCCCGAGGCGCCAAGACGGCGGAGACGGUGCAGCGCAUCAAGAAGACCCGCAGGCUCAAGGCCAACAACCGCGAGCGCAACCGCAUGCACAACCUAAACGCCGCGCUGGACGCGCUGCGCGAGGUGCUGCCCACCUUCCCCGAGGAUGCCAAGCUCACGAAGAUCGAGACGCUGCGCUUCGCCCACAAUUAUAUCUGGGCGCUCACCGAGACCCUGCGCCUGGCGGACCACUGCUCCGGCGCCGGCGGCCUCCAGGGGGCGCUCUUCUCCGAGGCGGUGCUGCUGAGCCCCGGAGCUGCGCUCGGCGCCAGCGGGGACAGCCCUUCUCCACCUUCCUCCUGGAGCUGCACCAACAGCCCCGCGUCGUCCUCCAACUCCACGUCCCCAUACAGCUGCACUUUAUCGCCCGCUAGCCCCGGGUCAGACGUGGACUACUGGCAGCCCCCACCUCCGGAGAAGCAUCGUUAUGCGCCUCACCUGCCCCUCGCCAGGGACUGUAUCUAGAGCUGCGGGUCUCCCUCUCUCUACCCGCCCCUCUUCCCAUCCUUCUCCCGUCCCCCACCCUCCACGCCCCGGGCUCCACUUCACAGAGCAGAGGUGGCCCUUGCAAUCCCCUCGGCUGCUGGUGCAUUCGGGUGUGGAGACCCGCUCUGAUUUAUUGAAGAUGUGAAGAUUUAUGGUCAAAGAGGACUAUGGCGUGUGGGAGUGGGGGCUGGCGGGGGGAACCUCGUAAGACUGUAAAAGACACUGAGAAAAAGUACCAUAACUAACGAGUGUGCAGAGCAGACUGACGCUCCUCCCCUCUCUCCGAGCUGCUGGAGGAGAACUCCGGCAGGCAGUUCGUGUGAAUCUCUCAGAGGGAAUGCAACUGGUCCCUGUGAUCUUUUCACCUUCCUUUCUACAUAGAGAUGUUAAUGUCAGUCGAAAGAAAUGUAUCUUAGCAUCUGAAUGAAUUUACCGGUAAUAAUAUUAUCCACACAUUUGCAAUGGCUGGCAUCUGCUCUAUUCCCAUUGCUGUCUGCAGGCUGUGGGAAUUUCACCUGUCAAACCAAACUUUCCCUCUGAUGUGCACUUUGUUUUUUCCCAGAUUCGUCACAAUGCCUAUUGUCCCGCCCUUCUCUUUGCUUUUUUUUUUCUUUCUCCAUUUUGCCAUCUGUCUCUUAUGAUUUAUAAGGGGGAAAAACUUGUUUUGUUAGAGGGCCAGGUUAGAAGUCAUUGUAUAAUUUGUAGGCUUUGUAAGGGUUGAAUGCAAGCGUGGAAAUUUAGGCUGAAUUCUCUAUCAAAAGAAAAAAUGUGAAGGAAAAGGGAAAAAUCAGGAGGGAGGAUUGCUUCAUGCAUUAUUUAUCUCGACCUUUUAGGGGAGAAGGAACUCCCCCAUCCUUUCAAGAGAUUAAAAAUAAAUCAACAGUCUGAAAACCUAAGCAGACACGGGGCAUUGCCAGGAUCAGCCACACACGCGUUUCCUUCUAUUUAUUUUGAAGAAAAAUUUCAUGGGAAAAGUAUGUAUUUUUUGUAUAUUCUACAGAGUUUAUUCUAGUAUGUAUUUACAUCCCGAAGAACAAGAAAAUUGUUUUGUGAUUAAGCUAUAAAUAAAGUAUCUAAUUUUCAUAA